AUGACCCCGUCCCCAUUGCAUCAUCGAGUGACCCCGAACUGGAAACCGUCUCACGUAGAGCCGCAAGCUGACAUUUCUCGUCCAAACAGGGUCCGAACACUCACCGGCAAGGAGAUUGAGCUUGAUAUUGAGCCUGACUAUAAGGUCUCUCGGAUAAAGGAGCGUGUUGAGGAGAAGGAGGGAAUUCCUCCGGUCCAGCAACGGCUCAUCUUUGGCGGCAAGCAGAUGGCGGAUGAUAAGACAGCCUCAGAAUACAACCUCGAAGGUGGCGCCACACUCCAUCUCGUGCUCGCUCUGCGUGGAGGAUGCGCUGCAAUGUCGAUGUAA
Messenger RNA from Penicillium vulpinum, 327 nucleotides. Its product is annotated as NEDD8 family protein RUB1. Lineage: Eukaryota; Fungi; Ascomycota; Eurotiomycetes; Eurotiales; Aspergillaceae. Gene Ontology annotation, cellular component: nucleus; cytoplasm. The transcript is spliced from 3 exons. Bases 1 to 327 code for a protein of 108 amino acids. Gene Ontology annotation, biological process: modification-dependent protein catabolic process; protein neddylation; regulation of proteolysis. Gene Ontology annotation, molecular function: ubiquitin protein ligase binding; protein tag activity. The record is from RefSeq and is a predicted model, not a curated record.